This is a messenger RNA of Psylliodes chrysocephalus, 5913 nucleotides long. Lineage: Eukaryota; Metazoa; Arthropoda; Insecta; Coleoptera; Chrysomelidae. The record is from the annotation of a GenBank genome assembly.
ACCAAUUCAUUUUUGUUUUUGUCAUCAUUUUUACCAUUUGCCUUUACUUCCACCUUGACUGGCUCGGCUUUUGUUUCGCUCAUUUUGGACCUUUAUUGGCAGAUUCGUAUGAAUAGCACAACUUUUUUGCAAAUUCGUUGUAUUGGGCGUAUAAACUAAUAAAACGACCGCUUACAACUGACCAAAAAUAUAAAGUAACCUCACUAUCUUACAACUUUUUGUUAAAAAUCUCAUGAAAGCAUAAAUUGCUCCGUCAUGUUUGGAAUCGGCACAUUUGUCAAAUGUCAAUGUUGUCAACUGUUCGUUUUCCCAGUACUGGAACAAAACCUCCACUAAGUUAGCAAGGGGUCAGAUUCGGUAUUCGGUGAAAGAUGAGAGCAAUGCCUAGAACGGUUUUCAUGAACGCGAAUAUAUCGAAAAUCCCCGAAGAUACCCUAAAAAAACCGAUGUGCGGUAGCGAAAUAUCAAUGGUGGUGUAUAUGUGUAUCAAUGUAAAAAUAAAUAAAUCCAUUUCAUUUGAUAUUUGAUUCUUUGAGACUAAACUGAAAAGGGUGGUUUUUAAAUAUGUCCAAUCUCGACCAAACGUAAAAUCAAGAAGAUUUGGAAAAUUAUAAUGAUACUGAAUCAAUAUCCUUUUGGACAAUUUUUGUUACUGUUUUUGAUGGAUGUAAGGAGGGAAGUAUUCCUCCAAGGAUAGUAAUAUGGUAACUAUGAAUUCUGAAAAGGCUGCCACAAAGCGCAAGCCAGAGCCUAAUAAUGGGGGCUGCACUAAAAUAAAUCAUGAGGAGCAGGUUACUGUUCAUCCUGCACCAACUGCUGAAGACUCUGCUAAUCAUCUUUUAUAUAAAAAGAUGGAAAAGAUCGUUGAAAAGAUGCAGGAUGAAACAACUGGUGUACCGGUACGCACUGUAAAAAGCUUUAUGUCAAAAAUUCCAUCGGUAUUUACGGGUUCGGAUCUCAUAAUGUGGAUGAUGAAAAACUUAGAUGUAGAAGAUCAACAAGAAGCAUUACAUUUAGCUCAUUUAAUGGCGUCGCACGGAUAUUUUUUUCCUAUUGACGACCAUAUGCUCACUGUUAAAAACGAUAAUACUUUUUAUAGAUUUCAAACUCCUUACUUUUGGCCGUCAAAUUGCUGGGAACCAGAAAACACAGAUUACGCGGUUUAUUUAUGCAAGAGAACGAUGCAAAACAAAACAAGAUUGGAAUUAGCUGAUUACGAAGCGGAAAAUCUAGCUAGACUUCAAAAAAUGUUUUCGCGAAAAUGGGAAUUUAUUUUUAUGCAGGCGGAAGCGCAAAGUAAAGUUGAUAAAAAGAGAGACAAACUCGAACGGAAGGUAUUAGACAGCCAAGAGAGGGCGUUUUGGGAUGUUCACAGACCUAUGCCAGGAUGUGUUAACACAACUGAGAUCGAUAUAAAAAAAGCGUGCCAGAUGCACAAGCCAAUUCACGGUGUCAAAUUGGUAAAUAUAGCACCUCAAUUAUCACCGAGCACAUCUGGAUUAGCUCCAAAGAACAAUGUGGAACAGUUUAAGAAGCAGAUUGCUCUACUCAAAUCCAGACUUGAUAGAAGAAACAUUAAGAUCUCAAAAGCAGCCGAGUCGUUCGUUGCAUAUUAUGAGCAAUAUUUAGAGUAUGACAGCUUUUUCAUUGCUCCAGAGUAUCCAAACCCUUGGAUUUCAGACAGUCCUGACUUUUGGGAACAAGAAAAAAUAGCUAAAGACAUAUCAGCACGUAGAGUUAAGCGUUGGGCUUUUAGUUUACAAGAGCUUUUACAGGAUCCUAUUGGACGAGAACACUUCAUAAGAUUUUUGGAUAAAGAAUUUAGUGGUGAAAAUUUAAGGUUUUGGGAGGCCGUGCAAGAGUUGAAGGCGCUUCCACAGAGUCAAGUGCAAGAAAAAGCGAUGGAAAUAUGGGCGGAAUUUUUGGCGCCUGAUGCUAGCUGUCCUAUCAAUGUCGAUUCGCGCUCAAACGAGUUGACAAAAAAAAAUAUGGAAGUACCUGAUAGGUGGGGGUUUGACUGUGCAGCAAGUCACGUGUAUCACUUAAUGAAAAGCGAUAGUUACUCAAGAUAUUUAAGGUCAGAAAUGUAUAAGGAAUUUUUGAAUGGAUCGAAGAAAAAGACUUCUGUGAAGGGAAUACGAUCAAUAGUUUCAUUUUCAGCACGAAAAGACAAUGUCAUUUAAUUGAAAUGCAAAGUAGGUAACUGGGAUUGAAAAAAAGUAAAAUUUAUCUAGGUACUUGAUAAAUUUAAAAUAUAUCGACAAUACUUAAAAGCCCUUGGCAGACAAUUUGACAAUUCGAUUCUUUUAAUUAAAAGAAUUCAAAAGAACUUGUUUAUUUCAGUUGAAAGAUUGUUAAUAAUAUUUACCAAAACAAAGGAGAUAGAUUAUACAAAAAUAACGAGUUGAAAAAAGAUAUUGAGCAGAUAUUUGAAUGUGGUUAUAGUGACCCAGUAUUCAUAAGAAAUUAUUUUAAGUUACUAAGUUGUGUACAUGCUGAUAUUAAUUAUAUUUGUAAAUAGUGGUAUGUUGUUACAUGACACAAGUUUUUUAGUAAUUAGAGCUGUUUUGUUACCUCUGUUGAAGAUAAAAUACCAUUGUGAUAAAGUGCACAAAACGAAAAAUGGAUAAACCUAUAUAUUUAUAAAACUGAAAUGGUAGAAAACGUCACACUAGUGUACCUGUUUAUGUAUGUCUGUAUGAAUGUUAGCAAAUGCGUCAUCCUAUCGAUACUGCGUCACUGUUUCCCCAUUUGUUUAAAGUGUUGUGAAUAAUUUUAAGGCUUUGCAGUGUAGGUUGUUUUCAGUUUUGUAACAUAAGACACUGCCAUUUUAAAAUCCAGUGAUGACUGUUCAAAAACAAAUGCUAGACACUGUAUGGGUACUUUACCCUAGAACUAUUUCAUUGUAAUAACUGACCAAUAGGCAAUCGGACUUAAAAUCUCCAUUGAGCCUUAAUAUUUCUUGUUUCGAAUCCCACGUUAAAAGGCAAUGUUCAUCGUGGUUAAAGAGACAAUUGAAGCCAGAAUAACGCACUUUAUAGGGAACAAACUCCUACAGGAGAUUUAUUCUGUUUGGAGUUUGUUUCCUUGUAUUAUUUGUGACUUAUGGGACCCUAUAGAUUUUAUAAAGUUAUUUUGAAUACGUAUUUUGCUUGGAAAAAUGAUUUUUAGCAUUAGUACUUAUAGGAUAAAUAAAUAGAUAAAAUCAAAAUAUGAGAGGCAUGCCAAAGAAGGCAGUAGAGCACCUAUAUAAGUUUGAUUUAAAAAACCUGUGCCAUAUUUUUAUGCUAUUUUUAUACCCUAUUCAAAAAGCCAGUAGAGUACCUCUUUUUUUUUAAUUUAUUUUUUCUAAAAACAACCACAUAUUUUUAGACUUGCAAUAUUAUUAUUAUUAUUAUUAUUAUUAUUUUUUCUUCUAAAAUUAACUAUGGAAUGAUCAAACUAAUAAUGGCCGUGUUCACCGUCGUCAAACGUGUUGUAAUGCAGUGGGAUUAUCAUCUUUCGAUGCAUCUCGUAUUGAAAUUGUGGACGGCCGACCAAUAUAUCUAUGAUAAUGCACGUGCUCGAAAGCGCCUAGGCCUAUGCAGCAUCAGCAUCAUAGUUCCGUGAAAAUAAAAAUCCAAAUAAAAGGGUCAGCCUAAAGUUGUUUACGUAAUUGUUUUGGUGUAUGAAUUUUCAAAUUUUUUUUUUUUUUUGACUAUCCUAUGGAUAUCUCAAGGAAUAAUAUCUUUUAUUUACUCUAUUUAAAAGUCAAAAAUAAAAAAAUAUACUUUGCUCCCAACACUCCAAAAAAAUUUUUCUGUGCGGGCCAGGGGCGGCUUUGUCUGCGGCACUAUCCACCACAAUUUUACCUACCUCUAUCUUCGUUUGACAGACUGCUAUUCUUAUGUAAUGUCUUUCUCUAUAUUCGAUAUGUAACAUGUCGAGUUCGCACAUAAGAAUGUAAUGUCUCUCUAUUCAAUACGUAACGUGUCGAGUUUGCACAUAAGAAUCCCUGUCUUGAUGUGUAAUCGGUGACGAUAAACUGCUAACUUCAUUGCGUUUCAUAAUCAUAAAGGUAAUCUUGAACUUCUGUCAACUCUGUUUUUAGCAUUUUGUCCCGAUUUUGAUUAAAAGAAAUGGAUAUUCGUUAUGAAAACAUGAAGUACAUGGUAGUAAUUGUAAAUUAUUUUACUAUUAUUAAAGGAAAUCACAUCAAGUUUAAAUAUGAGAUUAAGAAAACAAAACGAUCGUUCAGCAUCAGCUCAACCGUUUAUGAUACGUGUUCUAUCAGUCUUAAAACACGUGGUACGACGGUGAACACGGCCAAUCUGACAACUGUUAUUAGGCAGCCCGUUGUACAGCUACGUAUAUAGCAUAUGCAUAUCCUGACAAAAUAGGAUUAAAACUGAAAUAUUUCCUUAAAUUUAGGAAAAUCGGGAGAAAAAUGAAGUAAACAUUACUUAGAGGCUUGUCUUUUGUAUUUCAAAUCAUUUAAGUUUCGUUUUUAUUGUGGCAAUUUUGCGUGAUUAAGGUACUCGACUGUCAUGACUUUAAGAUAACCACAUACAUAAAUAAUAACUAAAGGGGCAUAAAAAGAGUCACCUCUCCUUAUCUAUAUUAGAUUCUAGGUACCAACUUUUUAAAUAUUAUUAUUUACUCGUUAUGCAAUAUAUCUUGUUCAUUUUUUUUAAUAAGCGAAAUACCUAUGCUUGUUUUUUGUUGAAUAUUUAUUGUUAUUGGGUUAAAAGUCUAUUAAAGGGAGUAAUAAUCAAAAUCUCGGAUUAAAAACAGGGUGAUACAUAUAAGUACCUAAACAUUUAAUAGACUGCAGAACAAAGGGCAAAAUUUGUCUUGCUUAUUUCUAUUUACAAGACUGUGGCAUUAUGUAAAAAACAUAUAUGUGUUACUAAAUAAAUUAUUAGCAUUGUUUUUUUCUAUUACAAAAGGAUAGGUAUAGUUAUUGGACGUGGGAUUUCCUUUAUAAUAAUUAUUUUAGUCCAAUUGCCUUUUUGGUUUCGGUUUUUUAUUCUGACACUGACAUUCUCAGAACGAUUAUUUAUUUUAUAUUAAACUAGGUAAUUGAUAAUUUUAAUUUAUUUUGAAAGAUGAAUACAUAAUUAAGUUUUGUCCUGUGGACAUGAUAAAUAUAGGUUAUAAAAAGGAUGAAUAUUGUCAGUAACAGAAAUGUAUGUAAGAAUUCUAAAACAAAAUUGUACAAAGAUCAAAUACAAUGAUCAGGGCCGUCUAACAUAGGAAAAUGUCCAAAGAAAAAAUUAAGUAAUGAUUUAUUCAGUCUUUUGAAGAAUAGUACUUGCUUUUUGCUAAACUUUCAAAGUAGAUAUAAGAAAUAUUUUUAUAAAAUCUUUAAGCGUAUUAUAGCAACACAUUUAUCAGCACCCCAGAAACUAAGAUCUUGUUAAAAAGGCGGCACUGAACAUUCAGUUUUUUCUCAUUUUGUAAAACGGGCAACUGCAGUGUGGCAGAAGAUUUAGCUUGUAGGUUAUUCAUAUUAUAGUAGUUACUCAUUCCGAAUAGCCUUUGUCAUUUGUAUUAUAAAUUAAAAAAAUAAAUAAAUUUCCCAAAUCUGCUUCAUUUUUAAUAGGUAAUGUAAGUAUUUUUCAUAUCUCUUUGUUAGAAAACGAUUUAACACAAACGACAAAGGCAAAUUCUGUAAAAAUUGGUUAAAAAAAAACGGUAUUUCUUUAAGUUAUCAUGUGAAUCGUGUACCCUUCAGCUACUCAUUACAGUAUUUUAUAAAAACGAAACUACUCAAAAGGAACUACAUCAAAAUGAAAAUAUUAUAUACAUACUAUACAGAUAGCAGAUUUAGAAAAACUAUAUUGUUAAACUGUAAAGGAAUUGAAAUCAUAAGGUUCAAUCAGAAUUGUCCAUAGCUAGAAUGAUUAUACGUCAAAAUAACAAUAUAUUGCA